Molecule: messenger RNA, 1083 nt
Organism: Triticum aestivum (bread wheat)
Lineage: Eukaryota; Viridiplantae; Streptophyta; Magnoliopsida; Poales; Poaceae
Product: gluconokinase-like
Exons: 4
Coding region: 201-827 (208 amino acids)
Cellular component (GO): cytoplasm
Molecular function (GO): gluconokinase activity
Source: RefSeq, a predicted model, not a curated record
AUACCUUUUUCUUCCUUUUUCUGGUGAGCCAGAGAUAGAAACGGGGACGGGGAUGGAAAGCAGAGUCAAGCCUGGCCCUGAGAAACGGAAAGGCGACGGUGUCGUCCUCCUCACUCGCUCAAUCAUUGUGUACUCCUGCUCGCUCUCGCCCUGCCGUCGCCGCAGAGGAAGACGGAGAGGCCGCCGGAGGGAGGAGCGCCAUGGCCGGCUCCGAUCCCCUCCGUCCAGAUCCAGGUACAGGGGUGGCCAUCGUGAUCAUGGGGGUUAGCGACUGCGGCAAAUCGACGGUGGCGGCGAUGCUCGCCGACGCGCUGGGCUGCGGCUUCGUCGAGGCGGACCACCACCACUCCCACGCCAACAAAGAGAAGAUGAGCAAGGGAGUACCGCUGACCGACGCGGACCGGGCGCCAUGGCUGGAGUCCCUACGCGAUGCUAUCAGGGAGCGGCUGGGCCGCGGCGAGGACGUCGCCGUCAGCUGCUCGGCGCUGAGGCUGAACUACAGGGAGGUCCUCCGAGAAGGAGAUCAGAACUACAAGCCAGGGAGCUACGGGACCUGCAGGGUGAAGUUCGUGUGCCUGGAGGCGUCGGCGGAGGUGAUCGCCGGGAGGGUGGAAAAGAGGGCGGCGGAAGGGGGCCACUUCAUGCCGGCGAGUCUGGUGCAGAGCCAGCUCGACCUGCUGGAGAUCGACACGGCCGAGGGGAUCACCGUCGUCGACGCCACGGUGCCCGCAUACGCCAUCGUCGAAGCCACCGUCGCGCAGUUCAGGGAGGAGCUGGCCUCAACGGCGCGCUCACAACCCAGAGUUUCUGCUGCUUCUUGUUUCUGAAUCCAGCUUCAUUUCGUCAGUGUACUGGACUGCACUGGGCAGACAGUAUUCAGUCCACAUACAGCUUGUAAAAAGGCUUGCAGACAAGCAAGACGCCAUCAACCUCAACAUUACCCAGUUCAUUUAAAAUUCAAAUAUCCAUACCGACGAAACAGGCAUGCCGCCGCCUUUCUCAAGUCUCAAACAAAGAAAAAGAGAAGACUGAUGAACCUAGCUAAUAAUAACGGUAACCAAGCUGCUGCUAUUGUUCUAACCU